GCCGGAGGAGCCGCCGCCGCCGCCCCGGCGCCCGCCUCCCGGCGCUGACGGCCUCUUACGAAGCCGGCGAGGGGGAACCAGCCACCGCGGUCGCCUGCACGCCGCCCAGCAUGGUCCGGGAAACCAGGCACCUCUGGGUGGGCAACUUACCCGAGAACGUGGGGGAGGAGAAGAUCAUCGAGCAUUUCAAACGAUAUGGCCGCGUGGAAAGUGUCAAAAUUCUCCCUAAGAGGGGAUCUGAAGGAGGAGUGGCUGCCUUUGUGGAUUUUGUGGACAUCAAAAGUGCACAGAAAGCUCACAACUCUGUCAACAAAAUGGGAGAUAGAGACCUACGCGCGGAUUAUAAUGAACCAGGCACCAUUCCGAGUGCUGCUCGGGAUUUGGAUGAUACAGUUUCCAUAGCAUCUCGUAGUAGAGAGGUGUCUGGGUUCAGAGGAGGUGGUGGAGGGCCUGCUUACGGCCCUCCACCAUCACUUCAUGCACGAGAAGGACGUUAUGAGCGGAGACUUGAUGGGGCUUCAGAUAACAGGGAGCAUGCUUAUGAACAUAGUGCCUAUGGACACCAUGAACGGGGGACAGGAGCAUUUGAUCGGACAAGACAUUAUGAUCAGGAUUACUACAGAGAUCCUCGAGAGGGGACUUUACAACAUGGGCUCUAUUAUACUUCUCGGAGUCGAAGUCCAAACUGCUUUGAUGCUCAUGACCCCGGAUACGAACCUAGGGCUCGGGAGCAGUUUACACUGCCCAGUGUGGUACACAGGGAUAUCUACAGGGAUGAUAUUACCCGGGAGGUAAGAGGCAGAAGGCCAGAGCGGAAUUACCAGCACAGCAGGAGUCGCUCUCCACAUUCGUCCCAGUCUAGGAAUCAGUCUCCUCAGAGACUGGCUAGCCAAGCGUCUAGACCCACCAGGUCCCCUAGCGGCAGCGGCUCUAGGAGCAGAUCCUCCAGUAGUGAUUCAAUCAGCAGCAGCAGUAGUACCAGCAGUGACAGUGCUGGGGAUUCAACUCAGAGCCUCACACAUGCUAGCAGUGAUUCCAGCAGCAGUUCAAGUGAUGACUCUCCAGCCCGAUCAGUUCAAUCUGCAGCUGUCCCAGCACCCACUUCCCAGUUGCUUUCAUCUCUGGAAAAAGAUGAACCCCGUAAAAGUUUUGGGAUCAAGGUUCAGAAUCUUCCAGUACGCUCUACAGAUACAAGCCUUAAAGAUGGCCUUUUCCAUGAAUUUAAGAAAUUUGGCAAGGUGACCUCAGUGCAGAUACAUGGAGCUUCUGAAGAGAGGUAUGGUCUGGUAUUCUUUCGGCAGCAAGAGGACCAAGAAAAAGCAUUGACUGCAUCUAAAGGGAAACUGUUCUUUGGCAUGCAGAUUGAAGUGACAGCGUGGAUAGGGCCAGAAACAGAAAGUGAAAAUGAAUUUUGUCCCUUGGAUGAAAGGAUAGAUGAAUUUCACCCCAAAGCAACAAGAACUCUCUUUAUUGGCAACCUUGAAAAAACCACUACUUAUCAUGUCCUUCGAAAUAUUUUCCAGCGCUUUGGAGAAAUUGUGGAUAUUGAUAUCAAGAAAGUAAAUGGAGUUCCUCAAUAUGCCUUCUUGCAAUACUGUCACAUUGCCAGUGUUUGUAAAGCUAUUAAGAAGAUGGAUGGGGAGUACCUUGGAAAUAAUCGCCUCAAGCUGGAUUUUGGAAAGAGCAUGCCUACAAACUGCGUGUGGUUGGAUGGGCUUUCUUCAAAUGUGUCGGAUCAAUAUUUAACAAGACAUUUCUGCCGAUAUGGGCCUGUGGUGAAGGUGGUGUUUGACCGUUUGAAAGGCAUGGCCCUAGUUCUUUACAAUGAGAUUGAAUAUGCACAAGCAGCUGUAAAAGAGACCAAGGGGAGGAAACUCGGUGGGAAUAAAAUUAAGGUGGAUUUUGCAAAUUGAGAAAGUCAGCUGGCAUUUUAUCACUGCAUGGAAAAAUCUGGUCAGGAUAUCAGAGACUUCUAUGAGAUGUUAACAGAAAGGAGAGAAGAACGAAGGGGAUCCUAUGACUAUAACCAAGAUCAGACAUACUACGAGAGUGUUCGCACUCCAGGCACAUAUCCAGAGGACUCCAGGCGGGAUUACCCAGCUCGAGGAAGAGAAUUCUACUCAGAAUGGGAGACAUACCAGGGGGACUACUAUGAGUCACGCUAUUAUGACGAUCCUCGGGAAUACAGGGAUUACAGGAAUGAUCCUUAUGACCAGGAUAUUCGGGAAUACAGUUACAGGCAAAGGGAAAGGGAGAGAGAAGGCGAAAGAUUUGAGUCUGAGCGUGACAGAGACCAUGAGAGGAGGCCCAUAGAGCGGAGCCAGAGUCCAGUGCACUUGCAACGGCCUCAGAGCCCUGGUGCGUCUCCCUCACAGGCAGAGAGGCUGCCCAGUGAUUCUGAGAGGAGACUCUACAGCCGGUCCUCAGACCGGAGUGGCAGCUGCAGCUCCCUCUCCCCACCACAGUACGAUAAAGUGGACAAGUGUCGUCUGGAGCGCUAUGCCAAAAAUGAAAAGACAAAUAAAGAGCGGACUUUUGACCCUGAGAGAGUGGACAGAGAGAGGCGCUUAAUACGGAAGGAAAAAGUGGAAAAGGACAAAACCGACAAGCAGAAACGAAAAGGAAAAGUCCAUUCCCCUAGUUCUCAGUCUUCAGAAACAGACCAAGAAAAUGAGCGAGAACAGAGGCCCAAAAAACCAAGGAGUUCCAAUAAACUGAGCAGAGAAAAGGCCGACAAAGAUGGGAUAGCAAAGAACCGCCUGGAUCUCAUGCCCUGCGUGGUCCUGACUCGAGUGAAAGACAAGGAGGGCAAGGUCAUCGACCACACUCCCUUGGAGAAGCCCAAGUCCAGGCUGGAUAACGAUGCUGGCAAAUCUUCUGCAUUAGACCAGAAACUUCAGGCCUCUCAGAUGGAGCCUGCAAAAUCCGACCUGUCUAAACUGGAACCUGCCAGAGUGAAAGUGCCAAAGGAAAAAGUGCUUUUGAGUCACACCGAGGUGGUAGAUAAGGAAGGCAGGCCUAGACCUCGGAAGCACCUCAAGCCCGAGCAGACUGCUGAUGGCAUGAGUGCUGCGGAGCUAGAGAAGCUGGAAGCCAGGAAAAGGAGCUUUGCAGAUUCCAGUUUGAAAGCAGAAAGGCAAAAACCAGAAGUCAAGAAAAGCAGUCCUGAGAUGGAAGAUGCUCGGGUGCUUUUAAAAAAGCAGUCUGACGUAUCAUCUAGAGGCAUCCUUCUGAUGAGGGAGGGGGAGACUGAAAGAAAGCCUGUGAGAAAAGAGAUUCUUAAAAGAGAAUCUAAAAAAAUCAAGCUGGACAGACUUAAUACUGUUCCCAGCCCCAGAGACUUUCAAGAGCUUGCCAGUAUUUCUGUGGGGUCUGGCUCAAGGCCCAGCUCAGACCUACAAACAAGACUGGGAGAACCAGUAGGUGAAUCUGUGGAAAACCAAGAAAUCCAGUCAAAGAAGCCCACCCCAUCAAAACCACAGCUCAAACACCUGCAGCUCUUGGAUGAUCAAGGACCAGAGCGAGAGGAUGUCAGGAAAAACUACUGCAGUCUUCGUGAUGAAACACCUGAGCGGAGAUCAGGCCAGGAAAAGCCACAUCCAGUUAAUCCUGAAGAAAAAAUUGGCAUUGACAUUGAUCACACACAGAGCUACCGAAAACAAAUGGAGCAGAGUCGUAGAAAACAGCAGAUGGAAAUGGAAAUAGCCAAGUCUGAGAAAUUUGGCAGUCCAAAGAAAGAUGUAGAUGAAUAUGAAAGACACAGCCUUGUUCAUGAGGUAGGCAAACCUCCUCAGGAUGUCACUGAUGAUUCUCCUCCCAGCAAAAAGAAAAGGAUGGAUCAUGUUAAUUUUGAUAUUUGCACCAAGAGAGAGUGGAAUUACAGGAGUUCACACCAAAUCAGUGAGGAUUCCGAAAGGACAGGCUGUUCUCCCAGUGUCCACCAUGGUUCCUUCCAUGAGGAUGAAGAUCCCCUAGGCUCUCCUAGGCUAAUGUCAGGAAAAGGGUCUCCUAAAGUAGAUGAAAAAAGUCUCCCUUACUCUAAUAUAACAGUGAGAGAGGAGUCCUUAAAAUUUAAUCCUUAUGAUUCUAGCAGGAGAGAACAGAUGGCAGAUAUGGCCAAACUAAAACUAUCUGUCUUGAAUUCUGAAGAUGAACUAAACCAUUGGGACUGUCAAAUGAAACAAGAUGCCAGCAGAUUUGUUGUGAGCUUCCCAAAUAGCAUAAUUAAGAGAGACAGCCUGCGAAAGAGGUCUGUACGAGAUUUGGAACCUGGCGAGGUGCCUUCUGAUUCUGAUGAAGAUGGUGAACACAAAUCCCACUCCCCCAGAGCCUCAUCACUCUAUGAAGGUUCCUGAUUGUCUUUUUUAUUGAGGGACAGAGAAGACAAACUACGUGAGUGGGAUGAAAGACUCUCUAGUUCUUUAGAAAGGAACAAAUUCUAUUCUUUUGCGUUGGAUAAGACAAUCACACCAGACACUAAAGCUUUGCUUGAAAGAGCUAAAUCCCUCUCUUCAUCCCGAGAAGAAAAUUGGUCCUUUCUGGAUUGGGACUCCCGAUUUGCUAACUUUCGAAACAACAAAGAUAAAGAAAAGGUUGACUCUGCUCCAAGGCCUAUUCCGUCCUGGUACCUGAAAAAGAAGAAGAUCAGGACUGAUUCAGAAGGGAAAAUGGAUGAUAAAAAAGAUGAUCAUAAAGAAGAGGAACAGGAGAGGCAAGAAUUAUUUGCCUCUCGUUUUUUACACAGCUCAAUCUUUGAACAAGAUUCCAAGCGACUGCAGCAUCUAGAGAGGAAAGAUGAAGAGUCUGACUUCAUCUCUGGCAGGUUAUACGGGAGGCAGGCAUCUGACGGCAGGAACAGCACCAGUGACUCGGUGCAGGAGCCUGUGGUUCUGUUCCACAGCAAAUUCGUGGAGCUUACACGAAUGCAACAGAAAGAAAAAGAAAAAGACCAAAAACCCAAAGAGAUUGAGAAACAGGAAGAUGCAGAGAAUCAACCCAAGACCCCAGAAUCUGCUUCUGAGAGUAAAGAGCCAGAACUGAGGACUCCAUGUGCAGCAGGGCUUGCUGGUGUCACGCCUGCAGCUCCAGAAUUGGCAUCAUCAGCCCCAGAGAGGACGACCAGUGAGAGAACAGUGGAGGUGCCUUCAGUGACAGAAGAGAAGAGCGUGGAGCCAGCCACCCCCUCAGAAGAAGCAAAGCCCGAAGCUGAAGUGGCUCCUGUCCCUGUGGAGCAACCAGAGCAGGCAGACUUGCCUCCUGGAGCUGACACCAGUAAAGAUGCCACUGUGGCGCCCCUCACAGCCGAAGAUGGUCCACCCGCAGCCCCGCUGCCUUACCUGGAUACCAAGCCGCUGACUCCUGGCACCUCAUUUUCCCAAGUAGAGAAUAAUGUGGAUCCGGAACCAGACAGUACCCAGCCACUGUCCAAACUGACUCAGAAGCCUGAGGACACCCACGAGCCAAAAGCAGAAAAGCCGGACGCAGCAGCAAAUGUUGAGGCUAAUACGAACCAAAAUGCUGAAGUUGUUCCUGAGGUUCAGCCUCAAUCUUCUGAAGGCGUAGUGGUUGAUCCUCCAGUUGCUGCAAAAGAUAAAAAGCCAAACAAAAGCAAGCGCUCCAAGGCCCCUGCUCAGGCAGUGGCAGCCAGUGUGGUGGAGAAGCCUGUCACAAGGAAGAGCGAGAGGAUAGACCGGGAGAAGCUCAAGCGGGCGGGCUCCCCUCGGGGAGAGGCACAGAAGCUGUUAGAACUGAAGAUGGAGGCGGAGAAGAUCACGAGGACUGCUUCAAAAAACUCUGCAGCGGACCCGGAGCACCCUGAGCCAAGUUUGCCCCUGAGCCGCACAAGGCGUCGGAAUGUCAGGAGUGUCUAUGCCACCAUGGGUGACCACGACAGCCGCUCUCCAGUCAAAGAGCCUGUUGAACAACCGCCGCGAAUGACCAGGAAGCGCCUGGAGCGAGAGCUUCAGGAGGCCGCAGUGGUCCCCACCACGCCCCGCAGGGGAAGGCCUCCAAAGACACGCCACCGAGCCGAGGAGGACCAGGAGCACGAGGCCAAGGAACCCGCGGAGACUCCCAGGCCCACCGAGGGGUGGAGGUCCCGGAGGUCACAAAAGUCAGCAGCAGCAGCCGGCCCCCAGGGGAAAAGGGGGAAGAGCGAGCCAAAAGCUGAUGCCGAGGCUGCCACUGAGGCAAGUCCCCAGGUAACUAAAGAAAAUAACACCAAGGCCAAGGCUGAUAAAGAAGAAGCAGGAAGUGAACAGAAACGGGAUAGAAAAGAAAGCAACACAGACAGAAAUGUACCUGAGACUCCCCCAGUUGAAGUGGUGGAGAAAAAAACAGCCCCUGAGAAAAAUUCCAAAUCAAAGAGAGGAAGAUCUCGGAACUCUAGGUCAGCAGUGGACAGAUCUGCACAUUUGAAAACCAUGGACGGCCGUCAGUCCGUGGCCAAGGGGGCUACAGUGCAGGCCGUGGACAGGGAAGCCGGAAUCGCGGCAGUCCCCCAGAAAAGUGAGAAUCCCCAAAAGGAUAGUAGCCCCUCAUCCCAGCUGAAAAAUGAUCCAGUUGAACCCAGCAAGGAACCGGAGAAGGAAAACGUGUCUGCCCCAGAAGCCACGCAGCUAGCCAAGCAGAUGGAGCUCGAGCAGGCCGUGGAGAAUAUCGCAAAGCUCACCGAGACCUCUGCCAGUGCUUUCAAGGCGGCAGCCGCAGGUGCAUCCCAGGGCCCUGCCACAGAGGACAGGGACAAACCUGCGCACCAGGCGAGCGAAACCAAACUGGCUGCAUCCAUUGGCUCCAUCAUCAAUGACAUUCCUGGGGAGCCAGAAAACUUCCCUGCACCUCCCCCUUACCCUGCAGAAUCUCAGGCAGACCUGCAGCCCCCAGAGCAGAGCGUGGAGCCCGAGACCCAUGAGGCUGUGUCUGGCAUCCUGGAGACAGAGGCCGCUACAGAGUCUUCAGGGCCACCAGCCAGUGCCCCUGACCCCUCCGCAAGCCCAGCAGAUGCAAAGGAAGUCAGAAGGAACAGCAGUGAGCCCUCCCAACCGGAGCAGGAAGCCAAAGGGUCAAAGGAACCAGAAGUUGCUCCCACUGGUAAGGACAAAGGGCGCCAGAAGACAACUCGAUCUCGCCGCAAACGCAACGCAAACAAGAAGGCAGGUGCUGCUGCGGAAACCCAUGACCCCGAGCCAGUCCCCGCUCCAAGCAAGAGCCCUGCAGCAGAUGAGGGGACACCCGAACGCCCCCCAGAACCCCCACAGGAGGAAAAGCAGAGUGAAAAGCCUCAGUCCCCCCCUCCUCAGGCAUGUGCUUCCGACCCAAGCAAGACUCCACCUCCCGAGAGUCCAGCCCAGGAAAGCAGCAUUGAGGAGAAGACUCCAACCAAAGCGCCCGCGCCCCCAGACCUCCCUACCCCUGCCCAGCCAGCACCCGUGGAUGAGGAGGCGCAAGCCAGGUUCAAGGUACAUGCAAUCAUUGAAAGUGACCCAGUGACUCCGCCCAGCGACUCGAGCAUACCCCUGCCCACAAUUCCCUCUGUGACUGUAGCAAAGCUUCCACAUAGUAGAAUUCGUUUUUUCUACCUUUUUCAAGUGUUUUGUUAUGCAUCAUUAGGUUAUACAUUUGGGAUCUUCUUGAUUUUCUUAUGCAGGCACUCAUAG
Marmota monax (woodchuck) is the source of this 7655-nucleotide messenger RNA. Its product is annotated as msx2-interacting protein-like. The record is from RefSeq and is a predicted model, not a curated record. Gene Ontology annotation, biological process: regulation of transcription by RNA polymerase II. Lineage: Eukaryota; Metazoa; Chordata; Mammalia; Rodentia; Sciuridae. Gene Ontology annotation, cellular component: nucleus. Gene Ontology annotation, molecular function: mRNA binding.